Molecule: messenger RNA, 2217 nt
Organism: Filobasidium floriforme
Lineage: Eukaryota; Fungi; Basidiomycota; Tremellomycetes; Filobasidiales; Filobasidiaceae
Exons: 17
Coding region: 274-1938 (554 amino acids)
Source: RefSeq, a predicted model, not a curated record
CUUCGACGACAUCGACUGGCAUAUCGUUCCAUACCUUUGAAGAUAGAUACCUAGCCAGAUAGACAACCUGACUCAUGUCCAGUCGCCUUCUGAUAUCGAGACAUAGAUUAUCCCGCAGCGCAAAGCUCGAGCGAAUCGUCGAAUCUAGAUAGGUGCUUUAGGCUCCUCUUGUUCGGACAUCGCAAUAGAUAAGCGCAGCCACGAAGGCUCGAAUUCGAGAGUUACCAAAAGCCCGUCCUCUGGACUUUGAUAUCGCCCUUCCAUCAGACAACCAUGGCAAGGAUAGAGAAUGACAUGAGUUCAAAGAGCUAUAGCAAAGGCGCUUUACGCACAUCGUUGUUUUUCCUCUUGUUCGCAACAGCUGUGCGACCGGCGGCAGCUCGCUUUGGCUUCAAUUGGCCCUUAGAACCCCCAGUGUUGGAAUUGCCUGUCAACAAAACGAUCUACGAUCCCGAUAUCGACUACGGUCAUAAUGACGGGGUCACACCCGAGAUCGAGGCAUUAUUGAGGAAAUAUGCGCCAGUGAUAUAUCUUCACUCAGAGGAAGAGUACUUUCCUAGCUCGGUAGAAUACAUGCUGGACAAGUCGGGUUACCAAAUACUCGAUAGUAAAGGACUACACAAUGCUACGCUCCCCGACAGUCCCCUCAGCAGCUACGACUUGGCCACGCUACCGCUUGAAAAGCAGUGGGACAUGUGGCUUUCCGUAUCCGUUGAGAUGAACCCUCAACCUCGUUUGCACUCGAACGAAUCCGCCUUUUUGUACGGGCCUGGAGGAGAGACCGCAGAGAAGAGAUUGUUACGGAGGAUGAGCGCCGAGGGGAUCGAUGGGACUCUGAUCAGGCCGACAGUCCGAGCGCCCGUAUAUGCCUUUCACGUGGCCCAGGAGGAUGACUACAUCGAUUUGAUCUAUUGGACGCACUACCCGUAUAAUUUAGGAAAGAAUGUUCCUCCGCUGGGUAUCCUGGGCAAUCAUGUGUCUGAUUGGGAGCACAUGAAAGUGCGAACUCGACACGGUCAAGCGGUUUCGGCCGAUUACAUGGUGCACCGUGACUUGUCGACGACAGGAACGCUGCGAUGGGCAGACGUACCCAAGUACGAUGGACGGCCUGUCGCCUUUAGCGCUCUAGGUAGUCAUGGACUUUGGCCCACUGCAGGAGAGCAUCUCUAUAUAAAUGCGUUCAACAUUGUCAAGUUGGUUGACGUGACCGAUGACCGGGGGGCGAUAUGGGAUAGCAAGAACGAUCUGGUCCCAAUACAAUGGCUGAACACGACAGCCAGAGGAGGGUAUCCACAUAUACGACGUCGUCAUGAUCCCAGGGGAAAGCUGGGCUGGUUGAACUUCCGGGGACGAUGGGGCAACAAGGGAGACCGAUCCUGUUUUUGGAGUUUUAUAUCGCCCGACUGUCAGAUGGCCGAUGGACCCUUUGGACCUAAUCGCAAUUUCCGGAUGCCGCCUCAGUGCUUGAUAGCUCCCUUAAACUCAGACCCAUCUACCUCGAUCUACCGGUUCAAGAUAGAUCCAUGGCAGCUCGAACGAGGCGUAGCGAUGGGAGCGCGGUACAUCGAGCUGACACAAACGUGUUCACGAUGGAGGGAGACGAGAUCCGGUUCCAAUGGGGCGGGGAAUGAUGCUUUGAAUGAUAUGAUGACCCAGGGACAGCUUGCAUCACUCGCCGCACGGGAAGACGUCCAGCUGAAGACUCGUAUACCCUUGCAUCUACACGAGAGGGUAUUCGAAGUCGCGGCGAGGUCUUGUCCAGCACAUCAUGCAGUCUCUGGGUACUCUCUGUGCAUGCUGAAUGCGAAGGGAAGAUGCCGAUGGCAGUCGAAAGAGAGGGAUAUCUGCACGUUCUACCGGGGCACAGAGGCAGGGUACACCGCUGGUCGAUCUCUCGUCCUAGAUGACUCGGAUUCCUGGUACUUCGUGUGGCGGUAAAUUACCCGAUUCGGGAUAAGGAUAGAUGGAACGACCUGGCGAAUCGCCUUUCAUAAUUACAUUCGGGCUACACUUCCGCUAGCUCCUGAUCCUUCCCUAAUAUUCAUCACACAGACGCUUCGGGUCGAUCAUUCUCACCCCGCUGCGCCCGUCAGGUUCUUGGCGCCGAAUUGUAUCGAGCAAGAGCGGGCCGGAAAGGCAAAUGAUAUCGUUGUAGCUAUAGAGACAAGUUGUAUUCAUGGACAACAAUAGUGCUUAAUGCUAUGACUAUUCUAGUGA